Messenger RNA from Plasmopara halstedii, 906 nucleotides. RefSeq names its product ricin b lectin-like protein. The coding region runs from base 1 to 906 and encodes 301 amino acids. The record is from RefSeq and is a predicted model, not a curated record. The transcript is spliced from 2 exons. Lineage: Eukaryota; Oomycota; Peronosporomycetes; Peronosporales; Peronosporaceae.
AUGAAGCUAUUCCUGUCCACUUUCGCCGCCACAGUGGCGUUCGCUCUCAACGAAGGUGCUCACGCACUUAAUGUCAAGAUACCCGGCGUUAUUUACACUGCGCGCAAUUCGAUGAAUCAAGACAACGACAGUGCCUACUGUAAAUCUGCGGCUGAAGUCGAGGAAGAUAUGAUCGCCUUGGCAAAUUCCGUGGAGAGGGUUCGAAUUACUUCUCUCACCGAUUGCAACCAGGCAGAGCUGGUACUACCAGCAGCCAAAAAGGCUAAAGUGUUCGUGAUGCUCGGCCUUUGGACAUCAAACAACCCCGACCAAUUUGCUGCAGAAAAGGCGAAAUUGGGCAGUCUAAUGGAUUCGGGACUGUAUGACAACAAUGUCAUUGCCGUUUGUGUGGGUAAUGAGGCAGUCCACCGUGGCGAAAUCCCUAUUGCGACUGCUAUCACGUACGUGAAUGAAACCCGCGACUUUAUUCGUGAACGUGGUCAUGAUACACAAGUUACUGUUGCUGAAACUCCCGACGUGCUCGAAAACAGCGGUGAUCUAAUGGAUGCAGUUGACUUCUUUGCUAUAAAUGUCGUCCCGGAUACCUAUAUCUUUGAUAGUAUGGUUUCGGUGCUUAAUCAAAUUCGCGCAUUACGUGGGUAUGCGCGAGGAAGGAAGAAAUUUAUUUCCCUCACGCAGACUGGUUGGAGCUCAGGCGGCAAUGGCUUUAAUGCAGGCGUUGCUCAUCCUCAAAAUCAAGCUAGGUACUUUGCUGAAUUGUAUCAGUUCACUACAUGGAUGGAUGUUCAGUUUUAUUGGUACCAAGCUUUUGUACCUAAAUGGGGAGAGCAACUUCCAGGACCUUACGAUCAAUGUGAAGAGGAUGUGUUACUUCCGCCAAUCCAAAUCCCAAUUGUACUUAUCUGA